Molecule: messenger RNA, 573 nt
Organism: Cokeromyces recurvatus
Lineage: Eukaryota; Fungi; Mucoromycota; Mucoromycetes; Mucorales; Mucoraceae
Product: EXS family-domain-containing protein
Exons: 3
Biological process (GO): phosphate ion transport; cellular response to phosphate starvation
Cellular component (GO): plasma membrane; cytoplasm; Golgi apparatus
Molecular function (GO): inositol hexakisphosphate binding
Source: RefSeq, a predicted model, not a curated record
UUAGCUUCUUUACCCCCCUGGUGGAGAUUAUUGCAAUGUCUUAGAAGAUAUAGAGAUUCUGAUGAAUUAGUGCAUCUCUUUAAUGCUGCUAAAUAUACAAGCAGUAUCAUGGUUGCCAUUAUCACUGGUCUAAGACGAAUGCAUCGUAAAUUGCACAUAUACCAUAUUAUAUUAUAUAUUUAUCUUUCUUUUUUUUUAAAAAAUGAUAUAGCUUCAUCCUUUAUAACUGCACUUUGGAUAAUACUAUGUUUAAUUAACUCGACCUAUACUUCUUUUUGGGACAUAAAGAUGGACUGGGGUUUAAUGAAAGUAGAUAGUAAAUAUGCUUUAUUACGAAAUGAACUUGUAUUUCAUAAAUGGGUUUACUAUGUAGCUGUUCCCAUCAAUAUCAUCCUUCGUUUUUCUUGGACACUCAACAUCAUUCCUUUACCUGUUAACAGUCUAUUAUUAGGCUUUCUUAUUGCUCUUUUAGAGGCUUAUCGUAGAAUUCAAUGGAAUUUUUUUCGGCUUGAAAAUGAGCAUCUUAAUAAUUGUGGUCAAUAUCGAGCCAUAAAAGAAAUUCCCCUGCCAUUC